ACCAUGUGACGUACAGAAGGCAGACUGCAGUUGAACAGUAUGGAGCGGAGAGCGCUGGCGGUGUUUGUGGUGUUUUUAAGUUUUUCUUCGCAUUGCUGCUCUUCACAGACUUAUAUCCUGAACGAUAAAGACGGACUGGGGAGAGUUUUUGACGGAAUUGGAGGCUUGAGCGGCGGAGGGGCGACGUCUCGUUUACUGGUCAAUUACGCUGAGCCUUACCGCAGCCAGAUAUUAGACUACCUUUUCAAGCCAAACUUUGGGGCGUCUUUGCACAUACUGAAGGUAGAGAUUGGAGGAGAUGCCCAAACUACUGAUGGGACGGAGCCGUCGCACAUGCACUAUGAGAAUGAUGAAAACUACUUCAGAGGCUAUGAGUGGUGGCUUAUGAAAGAGGCUAAGAAGAGGAACCCGAAUAUCACACUCAUAGGUUUGCCCUGGGCGUUUCCUGGUUGGGUGGGCCAUGGCAAGAACUGGCCCUAUGACUUUCCAGACAUCACUGCAGCAUACGUGGUGAACUGGAUCCUUGGGGCUAAGCAGUACCAUGAUCUGGACAUUGAGUAUAUUGGGAUUUGGAACGAGCGAAACUUUGACAGCAAGUACAUCAAGCUGCUGCGGUACACACUGGAUAAGAGCGGCUUGGAGAGGGUCAGGAUCAUAGCCAGUGACAACCUGUGGGAGCCCAUUACCCUGUGUCUGCUGCUAGACCCCGAGCUCAGCAGAGCUGUAGACGUGAUAGGGGCCCACUACCCAGGCACCAACACAGUAAUAGAGGCCCUGAAGACACAGAAGAAGCUGUGGUCCUCCGAGGACUACAGCACCUUCAACGAUGAGGUGGGAGGAGGCUGCUGGGCUCGCAUCCUCAACCAGAACUAUGUCAACGGACUCAUGACUGCCACCAUCUCCUGGAACCUGGUGGCCAGCUACUACGAGGAGCUGCCGUUCGGCCGAGACGGGCUGAUGACAGCUCAGGAGCCCUGGAGUGGCAACUAUGUGGUGGAGUCUCCUAUCUGGAUCACAGCCCACACCACACAGUUCACUCAGCCAGGAUGGACGUACCUGCAGACUGUUGGACAUCUGGUACAAGGUGGAAGUUAUGUAGCCCUUACUGAUGGAAACGGAAACCUCACUGUUGUCAUAGAAACCAUGACUCAUGAUCAUUCAGUUUGCAUAAGACCUCCACUCCCUCACUUCAACGUGACAUCCCAGAAUGCAACCUUCCAGCUGAAGGGAUCCUUUGCCUCCAUCAAGGAGCUCCAAGUAUGGCGUUCGCAGUUCAACUUCAAAACAAAAAAGCCUUCCUCCUUCUUCGAGAAGCUAACUCCACUGAAGCUGUCAGACGGAUCAUUCACCUUAAAUCUGGCUGAAGACGAGGUUUACACAUUAACCACAAUGACAGCAGGACAGAAAGGCAGUUACCCCGAACCACCUGCCUCCGCUCGCUUCCCCAAAGUCUACAAGGACGACUUUAAUGUCCGAAACCCUGCCUUCUCAGAAGCUCCAGACUUUGCUGACCAGACCGGGGUGUUUGAGUACUACAUCAACCUGACCGACCCUGGACCUCACGUUUUCACCUUGCGCCAGGUUCUGACUGAGAGACCCGUCACAUGGGUGGCAGACGCUGACCAGACCAUCAGCGUCAUAGGAGACUAUCAGUGGCAGAACCUGACCGUCUCAUGUGAUGUCUUCAUGGAGAAAGUUAAGACUGGUGGUGUUUUUGUAGCAGCCAGGGUGGAUAAAGGAGGGCAGUCAGUCCGUAGCGCCAAAGGAGUCUUCUUCUGGGUCUUUGCAGAUGGCACAUACAAAGUCACCAAUGAUCUCGCGGGUCAGACGGUACUGGCUGAGGGACAGUCUGGUACCCGAGCAUAUGGUUGGCACACCCUAUCCCUCACUGUAAAAGGCCAGUAUGCGUCAGGGCUGCUGAAUGGAUAUCCACUGUGGAAGAAAGCUGUGGUACUGAACCCAAAGAAUGGCUGGGCCGCCAUAGGAACACACUCAUAUGAACUGGCUCAGUUUGAUAACUUUUCUGUGGAGGCAGAAAAAUGAUUCCACUGUGAAAUAAUGAUUUACACUAUGUUGUGAAUGUUCUGAUUAAUUUAUUGACUUGAUCAAUACGUUGAUUUAACACCUCAGAGUGAUAUCUCUGGCUUCAAGUAAAAUACAGAUUUGAUUUUUUUUUUUUUUUAUUGUUCUUAAGAUUUAAAAGGUUUUACACAAGCAUUGAGGGAACAUCAUGUAACAUAAAUCACAGUACCCUUGAAAUCUGCUGUCUUAACAUCACUGUAAAUUAUUUUGCACUAUGUGGUUUUUAUGGAAUAAAAACAUUUUAUAUUUUC
Molecule: messenger RNA, 2333 nt
Organism: Thunnus maccoyii (southern bluefin tuna)
Lineage: Eukaryota; Metazoa; Chordata; Actinopteri; Scombriformes; Scombridae
Gene: galcb
Product: galactosylceramidase b
Exons: 17
Coding region: 40-2043 (667 amino acids)
Biological process (GO): galactosylceramide catabolic process
Cellular component (GO): lysosome
Molecular function (GO): galactosylceramidase activity
Source: RefSeq, a predicted model, not a curated record